AAUUAAGCCCAACCCUAACCAAAACCUGCCCAGGACCCAGAUAGAUGAGGCACCCUUAAAGAAAGGAGUCUAGAAAAAUCUUUUAACCUAAGAGGCGCCUAUAUUAGCCCUGUGAAUCAUGGGAGGCCUGGCAUUCUGGGUGUCCCCUUACAUGCCAUAUAAGUUCCCCUUCCUCCCCCUCCCCACAAUGCCAUAGUGCUAUCGCUCUCGGCAGAGGGGCAGCUAUUCUUAGGCUGUCUGUCCAGCUCAUUUGAACAGAGGCUGUUUGGCACGUGCCCCGCCCCCUCCAAAUUCAUUUUCCCCAUCUGUUCUGAUAUUCUGUUGCUUAAAUAAUACACAGGAUUUGUUUGAACAAUGAGUUCGUACACAAUUUCACUCGCUGGACCUUCACCUUGGGGCUUCCGGUUGCAAGGAGGCAAGGACUUCAACAUGCCCCUCACCGUCUCCAGGAUUACACCCGGGAGCAAGGCAGCUUCCAGCAACCUGAUUCAGGGUGACAUCAUCGUGGCCAUUGAUGGGGUCAGCACAGAGGGGAUGACACACCUGGAGGCCCAAAACAAGAUCAAGUCUGCCAACUUCAAUCUGGCCCUCACCAUGCAAAGGUCAAAGCGACCCACUCCAGUUACCAUGACAGCACCAAGGAUUGACUCCCCUAUGCCUGUGAUCCCCCAUCAGAAGGUUAUUACCAACACUCCUGCCAAAAAUGAAUACCUGCCCAGCUUCAACCCAAUAGCUCUGAAGGACACUGCACUCUCCACCAACAAACCCAUUGAGGUGAAGGGGCCUGGAGGCAAGGCCACCAUCAUCCAUGCGCAGUACAACACCCCCAUCAGCAUGUACUCCCAGGAUGCUAUUAUGGAUGCCAUUGCUGGCCAGUCCCAGGCCAGAGGUAGCGAGCUGUCUGGUAAUCUGCCAGUUAAAGACCGUGUUAUAGACAGUGCUUCCCCAGUGUAUCAGGCCGUCAUCCCCAGUGAAAUUGAUAAACUGGAGCCACCUGAUUGGGCCAAAAGAGCCGCCCAGCUGCAGUCCAAGUCCUUCCGUAUCCUCGCCCACAUUACUGGAACUGAAUACAUGCAAGACCCUGAUGAGGAAGCUCUAAGAAGAACAAGGGAAAUGUUUGAAUCUGAAGCCAAAGGCCCUCGUUUUGCUAAACUGAAAAACUGGCACCAUGGCCUGUCUGCACAAAUACUUAAUGUGCCUCAUACUCCGGCUGAGCAUGCUCCAGUUUCCACCAGUAUUGCACCUGUCUGUCCGCCUACUAUCGCUGCUUUGCCCAAUAAGCUCCUUUCGGAGCUGCAGAUAGCCAAUCAGGCACCCAAGCCUGAUGAGGAGCAGGUUCCUGAGCAAACCACUGUAACCAGCUUCAACUUGCAGACCUCUAUGGGUUACACUUCCCAGUACAAAACCUCCGUCUCCAGUUCUUACACCCAGCCUCCACCUAUGCAGCAACCACCACCAUCCAUGCAGCACAGCUCCAUCCAGAUUCCUCUAGGUCCACCUCCAACUAAAGUGGUCAGCACUGCCACCAUUGUGCCCGCAGCAUACCCAGCUGCCCCAGCUCCUCCAAUGGUUCACAAACCUGCUCCUCCUCCACCUGCUCCUGCUGUAGCUCCAGCAUCUUCUUCCAACAGGCCUCCUUGGGUUACUGAUGGGAACUUUGCCCAGAAAUUUGACCCUAGCAAACCCACCACCACCACAAAUAUCAGAGUGAACCCUCUUCCCCAGGCAGCCCCACCACCACCAGUCUACAUCCCCAACCCUGUCCCUGCUCCCACUCCUGCUGCACCCAGCCCUGCAUUCAACCCUGCCCCUUCCCCAUUCAACCCUGCCCCUUCCCCAUUCAACCCUGCCCCCUUCCCACCUGUGGCUCGUGGAGUUGCUCAAAGAGCAGAGCGGUUUGCAGCCAGCAACAGAACACCUCUGUGUGGAGCCUGCAACAGCAUCAUCAGGGGACCAUUCCUGGUGGCAUUGGGUCGUUCCUGGCAUCCAGAAGAGUUCAAUUGCCAUUAUUGCCACACGUGCCUGGCUGAUGUCAGCUUUGUGGAGGAGCAGAAUAAUGUUUACUGUGAAAACUGCUAUGGUGAAUUCUUUGCACCUACCUGUGCUCGCUGCAACACCAAGAUCAUGGGAGAAGUGAUGCAUGCGCUGCGGCAGACCUGGCACACCACUUGCUUUGUGUGUGCAGCUUGUGGAAAGCCCUUUGGAAACAGCCUCUUUCAUAUGGAGGAUGGUGAGCCGUAUUGUGAGAAAGAUUAUAUUGCACUCUUCAGCACAAAGUGCCAUGGCUGUGACUUCCCAGUUGAGGCAGGAGACAAAUUUAUUGAAGCUCUUGGCCACACAUGGCAUGAUACCUGCUUUGUUUGUGCGGUGUGCCAUGUGAACCUGGAAGGACAGCCUUUCUAUUCCAAGAAAGACAAGCCCUUAUGCAAGAAGCAUGCACAUGCCAUCAAUGUGUAGAUGCUUCAACAUUGCAUCAAAAGCUGUCAGUGAAGGAACUAAAUGCAAUUGUUACAUUUGCAUGUGUGGGUUAAUGGCAAGACAUCAGUGCCAAUCCAAAUGACACAACAAUUUAUAUUAAAGAUAUACAGUAUAUAGUUUAUUAAACAGCAUAUUACUAGGCAAAUGACUGAAUGAUACAUAAACUAGGACGUUUGACAUUUUUAAUCCAAAUCCAAUGUGCACAUAUAAUUCGAGGUCAUUCUUUAUCUUUAUUAAUACCCUAAUACAUUUAAAUACAUGCACUUGUUUGUCUGAUAUACAUUAAUUUAAGAGAUAAAACAUUUUCACAUUUUGGGGGGUUUGGUGAAUUUAUGCAACAUACAAUUUUGUGAUAUUUUUGUGACUAAAACCUAAAAGAUAGUAAUAUUAUACAUGAAUGUUGAAGAUUGCCUGCAGAUGUAGUUGCUUUUGACAUAGUCUGUCAUGUCCUGAAUCAUUCAUAAACCAGAAACAGCCUGAAAAGGUCUAUGCAUGUUUUUAUGCCUUAAACUGUGUUUUUAUUCCAUUACUAUUUGUUUUCCUGAACAAUAAUGAGGCCUAUAAAUCCCUGGCUUGUAUAUCAGUCACAAAAGGCUGUUAAAUACAUUGAGACGGUAUGUUGUUGUGCAGUCUUUUCAAUACUGAAUGAGUGUUUUAUGUGUUACUAAUCUUGUUUAUUUGUGCUUUUAGUGUGUGUGAAAGCAAGUGAGCUAACUCAUGCAUAUGUGAUGUUGAAAUUAGCAUUAUGUGUCAUUCUGUUUUUAUCAACUUAUUUUAAGAAUAUAAGCAGGGCUUCUGAAAAGGAAUUUAUUUUAAACAUAAUUUAUUUUAUUUAAAUAAUUAUUUCCCAGCUAAUAAUAAUGUCCAGCUCUCAAGGUUUAACAGAGGAUUUUUUUUUAAUUGUUCAUGUUUUGCCUUGUCACCUAUGAAAGUUGAUUUUUGUUCUGUUAUUUAUUGUGUGCAUAAUCUUUGCAAAUGGUGUACUGUUCUGAAUUUGCAUGGAAAAUUUAGUUGUUUUCUUUGCCAAGAAGGAGGGAUUCUGAUUUUAAUUGAAUAUAUUCUUUAAUUAACAAGACAGAGCCACACACAAGGAUGAAAGUUGUGUUGUUAAUACGUUUCUUAAAAUUAAUAACAAAUGGGGCAGCUGAGACUUUUUUUUUCUCUGUGGGUAUAUGCUACCAAAUGAUGUGCAUCUUUAAGAUUAUAGUAAAGUUGUGGUUUCAUGCUACGCAGCUAUUCAAGAACAUCAAGGUCAAAUUCUGAGAUUGCAAUUGCAGACACUCAUGUUUUCCUAGGUAAUACUGAUAUUUUAUGCAUACAAUUCAUUUUAUGAAAUGGUCUUUGAUUUAUCAGUAUAUAUUUUCACUGCCAUAUUGAAGUUAAUCUAACCUACCACAGCUGAAAUGUGUUCUUAGGACUACUUUUGAUUUUGGCUUGUUUGUUUUAAAUAUUACUAACACCAUGGUUUGGCAUAUCAUAAUUGCCUCUCUUAAAUGUAAUACAUUGUUAGCUACUUUUUUUUUUUUUUUUUUUUUUUUUUUUUUUUUUUUUUUACACAAGAUUAGUAAGUUACUUAAAAUGACAUUAAUAGCAGUGUUGUGUUCAGAAGUGGGAAUGUUGUAUCUGUUUUAUCAUUUUUCAAAAACAGAUUUAUUUGAUGUAAUUUAACACCAUUAAAUGCAAAGCAGUCCUUUUACACAUAAUGUAUUAUCUCGAUUUGCCAUCUGCUAUAUUCUGCAGUUCACCUUGGAAUUACAGAGAUAAAAGACUGAUCCAUAAUUACAUAGUUUUCACCGAUUAUUAGUGUUACUGCAAUAAUACAAUAAAGAACCAUAUACAGUAUGUGUUAUGUGACAGUCAUAUUUAUAAACAUGACGUUCUGGAGUAUGUGUUAAGUGUCAUUAAUACAAUCUUCUGUUGAGAACUACAGUUUCUCUCUUGGUGUUUAUGUAUGAGAGUUCAAACUGAGAUGUGGCUCUACAGAAUACUGUAGAUUUACUUUAUGUAGUAUCUACUUAAACAUGAGCUGUAUGUGUAUUUGUUUUUCCAAGAUGGAAUGAAAAAAUAACUUGUUCUCUUUUUUUUUUUUUGUAUUUUAAAUUAUCUUGUGAAAACAGCCUUAUUACUUUGUGCUUAUUUUGACCAUGGCCUUAAUGCCCCAAAAUUCACCUAAAUCUAUACUGAAGUGUUAAAUAUGGCUUUAUAAACUGAAAACAGCUCAUAACACAACAUUUUACGGGCACUGUUCUUAAUGUAUGAUUAAAUAUUAUUAAACUGUA
Messenger RNA from Cyprinus carpio (common carp), 4757 nucleotides. RefSeq names its product LIM domain-binding protein 3-like. The transcript is spliced from 17 exons. Gene Ontology annotation, cellular component: stress fiber; adherens junction; filamentous actin. Lineage: Eukaryota; Metazoa; Chordata; Actinopteri; Cypriniformes; Cyprinidae. The record is from RefSeq and is a predicted model, not a curated record. Gene Ontology annotation, molecular function: actin binding; muscle alpha-actinin binding. Gene Ontology annotation, biological process: actin cytoskeleton organization; heart development; muscle structure development. The coding region runs from base 355 to 2457 and encodes 700 amino acids.